UUAUAACACACACCAACAGUCAUGUGAUGGCAAUAUAGUACUACUACAGUAGGCAGCAGAAUCCGAGAAGCGUCGCCUGGCAUUGCAAUGAGAAGCUUCUUUCAAGGGCAAAUUAAAAGCACGUAUCUACAGUUUAUAUUUUUUAAUCGGGGUGGGGGAAAGAUAUACAUUGGAAUAUAGGAAUCUGUGCUUUUUAAAUCUGAAAUAAGAAAGGGGAGGAAGGGAACCUUAUUCAGUCACAGAGUUCACCAUACACCUGAAUUUAAAAAGAAAGACUCUAAAAUUUUUGUCUUUUGGACCAGGAAUGGUGGAUCACUUGGUAGCAUCUGAGGAGAUCUUUUUGUCCUGCACGGGCUCCCCGUCGGCACAUCAUCCGGCGGACAUGGUGACUGACGCCGGAAGCUACCAGGUGCUUCCCUCGCCAUUCUCUGAGGAUGACUUGAGCGACUCAUCCAGUCCGCGCUCCUGCUCCAGCCCCGAGUCUCAGGUGCUCAGCUCUAGCUACGGCAGCAGCUCCAGCGCUGAGAGCCAGGACAGCAUCCUUGACUUCCUGCUUUCCCAGGCCACCUUGGAUGGUGCAUCAGCAGCCCCCAUCUGUGAUGUCCUUUGGGGGUCCCGGAAAGACUCGUCACCACAGCCUGUGAAAGAGGAGAGCUUUGAGUUCCCCAUCUUUGCGGCUGAGAUGGAGGCCCAGACUGGGCUUUUCCAGCCCACCCUUGAGGAGAUUGAAGAGUUCCUUGAGGAAAAUAUGGAGGUAGUAGCCUUGAAGCAGGAGGUGGGUGAAGGGACGACCUUGGAGAUGUGCGGACAGAGGUCAACAGUGUCUGAUGGUGACACUCAACUCACAGACCAAACAGUGCCUAGCACUGGUGUUGUUGUCAUUGCAGGAACCAAGAGCAAAAGUACACAGUCAGUGCCUAGCAUAAGCUCAAGCUCCUCAAACGGGAUUACAAAGCAGGUGGCCUCAAGCAAACCUCAAGACACUAGUGGGGUUCCUGUCAUUCUGCAGAUUCAGCCUGUCCAGAUCAAACAAGAACAGAGUGCUCUUCCAGCCACACCAGACAUUAAAAUCGCCCAGCUGCUGGUCAAUAUUCAUGGACAAACCUUUGCCUUGGUUCCACAGGUGGUCCCGUCCACCAGUCCCAACAUAUCCUCAAAGUUUGUCCGCAUCGCUCCAGUCCCAAUUGCUGCCAAGCCUGUUGGCCUUGGAGAGGGUGGUGCUGGGAGCCAGGCACUGGGCCUGUUUGCAGGCAGUCAGAAAUUCCAGAAGAAUCCUGUUGCGGACCUCAUCAAAAUGCACAAAUGCACUUUCCCGGGAUGUACCAAGAUGUACACCAAGAGUAGCCACCUGAAGGCUCACCUGAGGAGGCACACAGGAGAGAAGCCCUUUGCCUGCACCUGGCCUGGCUGCGGAUGGAGGUUCUCACGUUCGGAUGAGUUAUCCCGACAUCGUCGCUCCCACUCUGGUGUGAAGCCCUAUCAGUGCCCCGCUUGUGACAAGAAGUUUGCCCGCAGUGACCACCUGUCCAAACACAUCAAAGUCCACCGAUUUCCACGAGGCAGUCGGACAGUGCGAGCCACCAGCCGACCCCCAGGACCCCCCAUGGACUGAGCGAGAUAUGAUCGUGUGUAUGUUGUAGAGUGGAUGUAUGUUGAGAUAGCUCAGUUAUGGUACUGUCAUAAUUUAUUGUUUGAAGCAAAAAAAAGGAAAAAUCAGAGAAAGCAAAAACACAAACUGUUACUUGAUAUUACAUCUGUAUAGAUGUUCAUAAUGUCUUGGAUUUUUGUAUUAAGUCUUUUUGCUUCCUAUACAAAAUUUAAAUUAAAAAAGAUCAACAGUAUAUUAUUCAAAAUAUUGUUUUUUUUUUGUACUUUGAGGUCUGAUUUAUUGAUAUAUCUGCCUUACGAGUUGCAUGAACAGUAACAAAAGCAUCAACAUUCCUUGUAUUAUGUAAUGAUGCCUAUCAAUAGCUGUGGAUUUUCAGUUGUUACCUAAACCCUUAAAAGAACACAGAGACACAUGUGAAAAUCUGAACUACUGAUUAACACCAGGAUCAUGUCAGGAUAAGCUACAAAUAAACUCAGAGAUGUUAAUUUUUAUUAUGAAGCAUCGUUACAAGAAAAGAAAACUGUGAUCCACUCAGCAUUUGUUAAGAAGUAGUCCAACUGACCAACAAUGAACCAAGAUGAAAAGCAAGAUGCACAUUUAUGAUUGUGAGAGGAUUUUGUCUUUGGACUAGCUGCCCUUUUAAUCAGUAUUGCAAUAUUUGUUUUUAUCUUGUCUUUUAAUAAGCCACUGGUUUUAUUAUUUUUUGUUCUUACGAUUAAAGUCAGUGUUUAUUAAGGCCAAUAUACUUUUAAUAUCAAAAUCUCAUAUACAUACUUGGCCUUACCAGAUUAAACAUGCUUAAUGGGGCCAAAUACUCAGUCGAGGUAUUUCUGGUAGCCAGGAUUUUUGAGCGCAAAAAAAAAAAAAUGCUGUCAGUACGAUGGUGCACAAAAAAAAGUAGUAUUAUUAUGGCCUGUGGAGCAGCUGAAGCCACAGGACUCAAAGUCUCUUUAUUGCUGAAACAAAAUCUGCCUCAAGUCAUCAAAAACACGAGAGUGAAGCAGCCGCCCCUGUCGCUUGAACGAUGCUGUGGCUCCGUGAUUUUGGUGUCACUUGUACACAAGAAAACUGGAAGUGCAUGGUGCUAAACUUCCUGCGAACAACCCAGCCCAAUGGGCAACAUGGAGAUGUUUUUGGUGUCUGUUGAAUGUGUAAUGUCACCCGGGGCCAGCCUUGUUCCCUGACUACCUUGCAUACAAUUUCACGUUGGCGGAACUCACUUAUCAUUUGACACUGAGAUCAGGGCAGUGAGCAGGCUUGGACAGGGAGUGUGUAUCCGGGAAGGCAGUGUCCACGGUGGGAGAAGGUGUUUGUAUUGUUCUGUGCAUUCCUACAUGCCCUUAAUCCAACCCGGGUCAGCCUGUACGCCAUGGAAAUGCAGAAGCAAUCGUGAUUGGUUAUUGUGUUGGUGUUUAAAAGACUCUGCAUACAGCAAUGCAUUCCUCCCGUCUGAAUGAAAUGUUUGUUAUAUAACAGGUGUGUGUCACAAACAAUGAAUGUAUGUAAAUAAGCAGACGUGAAGCUGCAUUCAUGUGAAUCAGAAGAUCCUUCCAGUAACACCAUAAGUCUGUGACCUUGUAUAUUUCCGGUAGAAAGCUGUAUACAAGUGUAUAUAACGACAAUUCAUUAUAUAUAAAUAUAUAUUAUAUAUUUUUUCCCUGUUCUUCAUAAGAGGCAUUUACAAAUAAAUAAAUAAAAAAAGUUUUGUGUGCAA
Messenger RNA from Brienomyrus brachyistius, 3323 nucleotides. Its product is annotated as Krueppel-like factor 15. Gene Ontology annotation, biological process: regulation of transcription by RNA polymerase II. Gene Ontology annotation, molecular function: RNA polymerase II cis-regulatory region sequence-specific DNA binding; DNA-binding transcription factor activity, RNA polymerase II-specific. The record is from RefSeq and is a predicted model, not a curated record. Bases 305 to 1612 code for a protein of 435 amino acids. Lineage: Eukaryota; Metazoa; Chordata; Actinopteri; Osteoglossiformes; Mormyridae. The transcript has 3 exons.